AUGGAGGCAAAACCUUUGUUCAACGUGCAGAAGGCUCUGGUGCAGCCCGUGCAGAUGUGCAUGUUGGAUAUCCCCCUGAGCGUGCAGGAUGAUGAUAGCUCCACACAGGAGAUUGGAGAAGAGCUGGAGGAUGGUGUGAUCUACAGCAUAUCGCUCCGGAAAGUGCAGCUCCACCACACGGCCAACAAAGGGCAGCGAUGGCUGGGGUUUGAGAACGAGUCAGCCCUAAACCUCUAUGAGACGUGUAAGGUGCGGACGAUAAAAGCUGGGACCUUGGAGAAGCUGGUGGAGUACCUGGUCUCAGCCUUCAAGGGCAAUGAUUCCACUUAUGUCACCAUCUUCCUGUGCACUUACCGGGCCUUUGCCACCACCAAGCAAGUGCUGGACCUGCUGCUUAACAGAUAUGGCAAACUCCACGUGCAGGUGAAUGGGGACCAUGCCAGGCACGCUGUGGACGAGAGGAUGGAGCUGAAGAACACCAUCUCCUCCAUCCUGGGGGCCUGGCUGGACCAGUACUCAGAGGAUUUCCGCAAGCCCCCAGACUUCACCUGCCUCAAGCAGCUCAUCUCCUACGUGCGCCACAACAUCCCCGGCUCCGACCUGGAGCGCCGGGCCCGCAUCCUGCUGGCCCAGUUCCAGCAGCAGGAGAAGAGCGAGUCCGAGGCAGAAGCUGUGGACCAUGGCAGCUGCACCUUCCAGCUGGCGGAGGAGAAUGGGGUUGGGGAUGGGAAGCCAGAUUUCCUCUCCUUCUCCCCAGAGAUGGUGGCAGAACAGUUCACACUGAUGGACGCUGAGCUGUUUAAGAAAGUGGUGCCUUACCACUGCCUGGGCUGCAUCUGGUCCCAGCGAGACAAGAAGGGCAAAGAGCACCUGGCUCCCACCAUCCGGGCCACGGUCUCCCAGUUCAACAGUGUGGCCAACUGUGUCAUCGCCACGUGCCUCGGGGACCGGUCCCUGAAGCCACAGCAGAGGGCAAAAGUGGUGGAGCGGUGGAUCGAGGUGGCUCGGGAGUGCCGCAUCCUGAAGAACUUCUCCUCCCUCCGAGCCAUCCUCUCAGCCCUGCAGUGCAACGCCGUCCACCGGCUGAAGAAGACCUGGGAUGAGGUCCUGCGGGAGAGCUUCCGCACAUUCCACGAGCUCUCGGAGAUCUUCUCCGACGAGAACAACCACUCUCUGAGCCGGGAGCUCCUCAUUAAGGAGGGCACAUCCAAAUUUGCCACCUUGGAGAUCAACCCAAAGAGGGCUCAGAAGCGGCAGCAGCAGCAGCGAGAGAUGGGCGUGAUGCAGGGCACCAUUCCCUACCUUGGCACCUUCCUCACGGACCUGGUGAUGCUCGACACCGCCAUGAAGGAUUUCCUGGAUGGUGGGCUGAUCAACUUUGAGAAGAGAAGGAAGGAGUUUGAAGUCAUUGCCCAGAUCAAACUGCUUCAGUCAGCCUGCAACAACUACAGCUUCACGCAGGAGGACCAGUUCGUGGACUGGUUCCACAGCCUGGAGCGGCUCAGCGAGGCCGAGAGCUAUGGGCUGUCGUGUGAGAUCGAGCCGCUGUCAGAGUCAGCCAGCAACACGCUGAAGGCGAAGAAGAACACGGGCAUCAUCAAGCGAUGGAGCGAGUGAGUCUGCCUGUCCCGGGGGGAGGUGGGGGUCAGCACGGGGCAUCCCUGGCUGAGUUGGGGGUGGUCCUGCCAGCCAAAUGCGCCCUCACCCUGCUCUUGUGCCUCAGGUGGCUGUAGUUGUGUCGGUCCCCCAUUGUCACAGGUCAGUGAGAUCCCUCUGGCCUCCCUCCCCCAGCGCUGGUACGCCCCGUCUGUGGCCGAUGGAGAAGCUAAACCCACUGUGUCCUCCGCAUCCCCUCUCCUCCCUGCCCUCCAGUUCUGGGAAUCCACCUCCCUCUCCUCCCUGGACACGUCAGGCAUCGGCUCAGGCUCCAGCAGUGCCUCCUCCUCCUCCGUCUCCUCCACGCCGGUGACGGCCUCCCGCACACACAAGCGCUCGGUCUCCGGCAUCUCCAGCUACUCCUCACUCUCGCUGCCCCUCUACAACCAGCAGGUCGACGACUGUUGCAUCAUCCGUGUCAGCCUGGCUGUGGACAAUGGCAACAUGUACAAGAGCAUCCUGGUGACGAGCCAGGACAAGACCCCAGUGGUUAUUCGCAAGGCCAUGGCCAAGCACAACUUGGACGGGGACCGGCCUGAGGACUACGAGCUCGUCCAGAUCAUCUCGGAGGAGAGAGAGCUGAAGAUCCCCGACAACGCCAACGUGUUCUACGCCAUGAACUCCGCUGCCAACUAUGACUUCGUGCUCAAGAAGCGGGGCUUCUCCAAGGGGGUGAAGAUCAAGCACGGCUCCAGCUCCACCCUGCCCAGGAUGAAGCAGAAAGGCCUGAAGAUCGCCAAGGGCAUCUUCUAGCCUCAGCCCCACUGCCACCCAUCACCGACGGGGCCUUGGGGGCAGGCUGCUCCGGGCUUGGCCGUGGCCAGUCCUUGUGCCGCCCUGCACGGGAGAGGAGCCACCCCCGCCUGGGGGCACGGCCGUGCAUCCCCCUCCUCCCGCACCGAGCCGGGCUGUUGGACAACUGGUGUCGGCCUCUGCCUCUCUCUGCACAAGCCCCCAUUCCAAUCAGGUCUUUUUUUUCCUACCCAGGAAGGCAGCAGCGGGGGGAUAUCUCUAUUUUUUUUUGUUGUUUUAUUUUUUAAAACUUCCACGGUGCGCCACUCGUCCAGCCCCGGCCAGCCCAGAGCUGGAGCCCGCCUCUGCCGUAGGUGCCUUGUGUCCGAGCGAGCCGGGAGCGGCGACUCGCAGAGGGGCUGUUGGACAGGAGCAGAGCAUGAGCCACCACCCUGGGGCUGCACAGGCUCCCACCCGGCGCAGUGCUCUCCUCCCCAGCUUUCCUGGUGGUUACCUCCACGUCUUUCCUCCCUGGGAUAGCCGGCAUCGCCACCACCGCACAUCUCCGCCCAUCCUUCCCUUGGGAGAAGCCACGGAUGCCCCGGGCUGGGAAGAUGCAGCCCUGUGCUCAGAGCCCUGUGGAGGAGGGCUGUGUCUGUGCCGUGAGGGAGUGGAUGCCCUGUGCUCUCCACAGCUGGAAGCCUGCGUGGUCUCGCUCCUCUCCCGAUCCAGCGCUUCCUCCAGCUGGACUUGGAAUGGCCCGUGUUCAAACUUGCACCAAAGAUCAAAUGCCAGUGUCUCUUCUGCCGUCGGGGGAAGCUUCGGGCCGUGCCCCCAGCGCUGCCAGCCUAACGAGGAGGAGGAGAGCAAAGUUCUGAACUCGUGUAAAUAAGAGAUUUUGGGUCUGCGUGGGCGAGCGAGGAGCUGGAGAGCUCAGCAUGCUCCCGGUGCCCCGGCUGCCACUGCCUGACCCUCAGAAAGUGCCACUCACCUUGGGCUUUAACCAGACUUUUUCAAACACUGACCAUGGGAGAAGCAGCAAUGAGACUUUUUUUGUAUAAAACAAAAAGGUUUACUGAUUUUUUUUUUUUUCAGUAUUUAUUGGUUGUAAAUAGAAGAGGCAAACUUGUACAUUUUACUAAUCCAGCUUCCCCCUGCCCUGCAGCCCAGUCCCUCUCCUGUCCCCACCCUGGUAUUUAAGGCUGCUGGGAGGGACAUUGGCAGCAGCAGCAGCUUUGCUCUGCUGUGCUCAUGGGGUGCAGACCCUGCCAGUCCCCCCCUCCCAAAUUUCUACCACUAGUUGCUCGAGCAGGGGCAGUUGCUUGUUUUAAUCAUUGUAGGAAACACUAACCAAAGGGGGACCUUCUGUUGCUCCUGGCUCUAUCUCUGUUUUUUAAGCGCUUCAUUCCAGCAGAUCUUUUCUCUUCCCCGUCUGUCGGAGCUGCCAGGUGGGUUCGGUGCCUUCCUCAGCUCCAGGAGAAGGACCACGCUCCAGGGGCCAGGGCUGGUGACAGGAGGUGGGCUGCAGGUCCCUGGCACCAGGUGGGGAAGAGGCUGCUUGGGUGUGAGUGUGGCUUCCCCAGCCCUGCGUCCCCACUGCCCAUUGCUGCACAUGAUGGGAGCUCCUGGCUCCCUGACGCAGGGGCAGCCUCCUGCCUCCCACCCUGCCCAAAGCCCAGCCCCUUCCCUUGGGCACCAAAUUCCCUCUGCCAGCUCCUGCCUACCCUGGGACUGUCCCCUCCCUUCCCACCAGUGUCCCCAGCAGCCCAGUGUCACUGGAGGGACUGGCUGUACCAUAUGUAUUUUGUACCACUUCAAUGAAGGACACACUGCCCAGUGUGACUUGUACACAGCAAUGUAAUUAGUCUUUGCAAUAAAAUACUGAUGCUCAAA
Manacus vitellinus (golden-collared manakin) is the source of this 4281-nucleotide messenger RNA. It is a transcript of the gene RALGDS, whose product is annotated as ral guanine nucleotide dissociation stimulator. Gene Ontology annotation, biological process: Ras protein signal transduction; positive regulation of GTPase activity. Lineage: Eukaryota; Metazoa; Chordata; Aves; Passeriformes; Pipridae. Gene Ontology annotation, cellular component: plasma membrane. The transcript is spliced from 17 exons. Gene Ontology annotation, molecular function: guanyl-nucleotide exchange factor activity. The record is from RefSeq and is a predicted model, not a curated record.